This is a messenger RNA of Hermetia illucens (black soldier fly), 2806 nucleotides long. Its product is annotated as ATP-dependent RNA helicase DDX54. The record is from RefSeq and is a predicted model, not a curated record. Lineage: Eukaryota; Metazoa; Arthropoda; Insecta; Diptera; Stratiomyidae. Gene Ontology annotation, cellular component: nucleus. The transcript is spliced from 9 exons. The coding region runs from base 181 to 2619 and encodes 812 amino acids. Gene Ontology annotation, molecular function: RNA helicase activity; RNA binding; ATP binding.
ACAAUUCCAACAAAAUAUACUUUCGGAAUAGUGGCUGCAAUAUUUUUUUCGGAGUGUAAGAUAACCUGUCAUUUAUGGAUGACAUUAAUACGAACGUGCGUGGAUGUAGGUUAGAUCAAAUUGUGUUGAUCUCGUCGGUUGGUGUGAAUUUUCAGUGGAUUUCCGCAAAGUGAAUUGAAAAUGGGGAGGAAACCUACUGUGGACGGAGGGCCAGAUGCGAAUGUGCUUGAAAUUCCAGGAUUUCCUGUACCAGGGGCAUUAGCGGUGAAUGAAUACUCUGCGGCGCAAAAGAAAGCGAAGCAAAACAAAAAGGGUGGAGGGUUUCAAGCCAUGGGUCUGAGCCAUCCAGUUGCUCUGGGAAUCAACAAACGUGGUUAUAAAAUACCCACUCCAAUCCAAAGAAAGACUAUUCCACUGAUUCUGGAAGGACGAGAUGUUGUUGCAAUGGCAAAAACUGGUUCUGGCAAAACUGCCUGCUUCCUGAUUCCUAUGUUUGAGAGGCUUAAACAGCGUGAUCCAACGAAAGGCGCUCGCGCGCUGAUUUUCUCUCCUACUAGGGAACUCGCAAUCCAGACGUUCAAAUUCAUCCGCGAACUUGGGAAAUUUCUAGAUUUAAAAGUAAUUCUUGUGCUUGGUGGCGACUCGAUGGAUUCUCAGUUUUCAGCCAUUCAUACGUGUCCAGAUGUGAUUGUGGGAACGCCUGGACGAUUCUUACAUUUGUGUGUAGAGAUGGACUUAAAGUUGUCUUCCGUCGAAUACGUGGUGUUCGACGAAGCAGAUCGUUUGUUUGAAAUGGGCUUUGGAGAGCAGUUGAACGAGACUUUGAGCAGAUUGCCCGAAGCACGGCAAACGGUAAUGUUCAGCGCCACCUUACCCAAACUCUUGGUUGAUUUUGCAAAGGCUGGUCUAAGUGAUCCGGUGCUAAUCCGGUUAGAUGUUGAAUCGAAGAUACCUGAAGGUCUGGUCCUUAAAUUUCUACAUUGCCGCCCUGAUGAACGAUAUACGACUUUGGUAGUUUUAUUAAAAUACAUUAUCCCCAAAGACUCGCAAACGGUAGUAUUCGCUGGAACUCAACAUCAUGUGGAACUCAUAUCUUCACUUCUCACCAGUUCUGGCAUUUCCAACACCUCUAUCUACUCUAGCCUGGAUCCAUCAGCCCGAAAAAUAAAUACAGCUAAAUUUGUCCACAAGAAAGUAUCUGUUUUAAUUGUAACUGAUAUUGCGGCUCGCGGCAUAGAUAUACCAAGUUUAGAUUUUGUCAUUAAUGUGCAUUUUCCCGGCAAACCGAAACUUUUUAUUCAUAGAGUCGGUCGUUGUGCUCGUGCCGGCCGUAGAGGAACUGCUUAUACAAUUUGUUCAACAGAAGACGAAGCUCAUCUUCUUGAUUUGCAUCUUUUUUUGAAUAGGCCUUUCAAUAUUUCUGAUAAUAACUCCAUUGGUGUUAUCCCUCAAGAUAUCCUUGAAGAAGAACAUCAUACUAUUCUAGAGAUGCUAAAAAGUCAUCAUAUUGCUGGUACCUAUAGAACUAGUGAAAACGCAUACAAAAAAUAUUUAUCUUCUCGUCCGGCGGCUUCAGUAGAAUCUAACAAAAAGGUCAAAAACAUAAAAUUUUUCGCGUUGAAAUCACUUGAAGAAUUCGUAGGGCUUUCCAUUGAAAUAGAGGAUGAUAGUUUGGAAAAAAUAAAAAGGAAGGAAAGUGAAAGAAAGGAAGACUUACAACAAUUGGAUGAACAAAAACAUAACAUUCUCAUGCAGAUGAGAAAUUACAGGCCAUCCGGGACAAUUUUUGAAUUGAAUCCACAUAAAAAGUCGUUUUCACUGGAAGUUAUGAAACAGAAAAGAGCUGCACAUUCCGUGCUAAUAGAUAAGUAUCGUAUUAACCACAAGGACACCGAAGUGGAAGAACAACACGGGAAGAAAUCCGAAAAAAAUGAAGAAACUAAAGACACUGACGAGCAAGAUAUUAAGAAAGUAUUUGGGAAUAUAGUUGGCUUUACAAAGCCUAAGAAUUCCGAAGUUCAACCGGAAUCGAAAAGUAGAAAGAAAACCGGCGCGAAGAAAGAUUUAGAAAAUUACAUACCGUAUCAAUCGGCAGAUAAACAUACUGAAGAAGGCUUUGCUAUUAACAAUUUUGAUCGCCAGGCACAAAAUGCCGAGUUCAGCAUUGUUGACAAAGCGCAAACAGUGAAAUAUUCGCAGGGAAUGAAGAAAUGGGAUCGUGUGAAAAAGAAAAUGGUUUCAGUUCAGGAUCCACGUAUAGGUAAAAUUCGAACUGAGUCCGGAUUAUGGAUACCAGCGACAUACAAAACUGGACGCUACAAGGACUGGAAAGAAAAGACGAAAAUUGAAGAACAAGUAUGGCGCGAAGAAGAAGGGAACGAGGCACCACUUUCUCAUGAGCAACGUUAUCCUGUUAGUCGACAUGCUCGUCACAAUGCUAAAGUAGAAGCCAAAAAGCGGAUGGGAAUUGACUCUGAAUUGAGAAAUCCUGAACAAAUUGUCAAGAAACGGUUGCGUGUUGAGUUUGCGAAGAAGCGUGAACUAGACAAUAGAAUUAAGAAACUUCAAAAUAAGAAGAAACAUGCACAAAAAAUGAGGAGAAAAAAGCCAAAUAAAUAAUAUGUGUAUCAUACAAUGUUUUUCUUUCUAAAUUGGACUUCGAACCAGCAAUGUUAAAGUUACACUCUAAUGAUUUUUUGAAUAUUCGAAAAACUUGUACAUUUACCUAGAUAUCUUUUGAAUAUAAUAAUAAUCGUUGGCGCAACAAUCCAUAUUGGAUCAGGGCCUUGAAGUGUAUUAGUUCACU